AUGGCUUCAGUAGUUUCAGUCAGGGAACAACAGGUUAAGUCUUCAAUCGCACCAGCCGAGGAGCAACAUACUACCCCCUUUCAAAAUGAAGUAGAUAUGCAAGCACUGGAGGAAGUCUCCGACAAAAUCGACGAGCUCAACGUCAUCAAAGCCGAUAUGAAAAAGUCUGGAGCUGAGAAAGAUAAGAAGCAAUUUCGACGAUAUGGUGAGGCGAAAGACCAUGUUAAAAUCUUCUACACAGAACAACAUCUAAAACAAACUGUGGAAUACAAUAUCACGGCUCGCCAAGUAUUCGCCAAUAGAGAACCGGGUAAAAUGCCAGUAAUGACCGCUGCGAAGCUUCUCGAUAAAUAUGUUGAUCAAUCAGAUCCUGAUACUCAGGUUGGUCAACUAGAGCACCUUUUUCAGACAUCCGAAGCGGCAAGACUGGCUGGACGGCCUGAUUGGUAUGUCGUGACUGGUUUUGUUCAUGACCUGGGCAAACUAUGGGGCCUCAUGGGUGCUCAAGGACAGUGGGAUACUGUCGGAGAUACCUUCAUAGUAGGCGCUGAGUACUCGAAGCGGAUCGAAUUAUAUGAGAGUCUCAAAGACAACCCGGACUUCAAUGAUCCUCGCUACAACACCAAAUACGGUAUCUAUUCUCCAGGUUGUGGAUUAGAUAAUGUCAUGAUGUCAUGGGGCCAUGAUGAAUUUCUUUACCAGGUUCUCAAAGACCAAUCUACUCUCCCACCUGAGGCCUUGGCAAUGAUCCGGUAUCAUUCGUUCUACCCAUGGCAUCGUGAGAAUGAAUAUUCACAUUUUGAGAACGAUCAUGAUCGAGCGAUGAAGCCAUGGGUACAGGAUUUUAACCAGUUUGAUCUUUACAGCAAGAGUGAUAGCCCUCCUGAUGUUGAAAAGCUUACUCCAAUGUACGAAAAAAUGUUGGCAAAGUAUUUUCCUGCUGAGGUCAACUUUGGAGCUCUUUUAACGCGACCAACGAGCAGCAGCAGUAGCAGCAGCAACAGUAGUUAG
This is a messenger RNA of Botrytis byssoidea, 1011 nucleotides long. RefSeq lists its product as uncharacterized. Bases 1 to 1011 code for a protein of 336 amino acids. Lineage: Eukaryota; Fungi; Ascomycota; Leotiomycetes; Helotiales; Sclerotiniaceae. The transcript is spliced from 3 exons. The record is from RefSeq and is a predicted model, not a curated record. Gene Ontology annotation, cellular component: cytoplasm. Gene Ontology annotation, biological process: inositol catabolic process. Gene Ontology annotation, molecular function: inositol oxygenase activity; iron ion binding.